AUGUCACCCGACUGGCAAUCCACCAUGUACGACACCCCAAAUCGAACGCGGUAUAUCUCCUCGGAAAUCAGGAACGACAACAAUAGCAUUAACACCUCAUUACCAUCGAGACUCCGUAUCAGCAACCCCGAUCUCGCUAAACAGAGCCUAGACGACACCGACAUGGAUAUCGAGCGCGGCGAACUAUCCCCCGUCGUGACCUCUACGCUCCGGACCGAACUUCCUUUAUCGCCCGAUAUCACCCCUUCUCCCACCAAACGAUGGUCCACCAGCACUUUGGGCCUGACGAUGGAAGAGACGAGUCCUACCAAAUCUAAACGAGGUUCACCACCUCAAGCCUUUCGAUUCGGGCUACCCGGAGCGACCGGCUCUACCCAGGAUCUCCAAGAGUAUCCUUUUCAUGCCCAGCCCUCCGAGGUUGAACUGGGAUACACCUCGAAUGCCCGAUUGUUCAACCCGCACUCGGGUAAUAUCUCGGUCGCUCAGCAGGAAAAGGUCGACGACCAUCUCGCUAUUCCUACCAGCAUCAAAGCCCGAUCAUUGACGGAGAACCUUCCCGCUCGAAGGACGCUUCGGAGGUACAUUCUCGUCUUGAUUGGAUGUAUGGUGUUCAUCGUCGUCGCCCGACUUUUCUCGGGUCUUCUUAACGUAGAGAGCAUGGGACGCCAUCAGGUGCGAUACGUCGAUACUCUCGGACGAGAUAAAGAUGGGUCUUCUCAGGGCCAAAUCGAUCUGGCCUCCACCAAGGUGAAAGCGACUCGUAUGAGUCAGCAGCAUCUUGCUCCUGAUUACCAGAGCGAUGCGGAGAAAGAGCUCCUGCAAUUCGAGGCCGAGAUGAGGAAAGGUUCAGACUGGGCCUGGAAACCGUCCGUCAAGGCUCAAGAAGGUCUUUAUCUCCUCGACGAGCUGGAAGAGGACGACAAUGACGCCCAUUUCCAGCGAUCCAGGACCGAGGAAGAGUACGAAGAGAUCGAGAGGCAGAUCAGCAAAUCCAACGUCUUUUCCUCGUUGACCUCGGUUCAAGCGCGAUCGAGUCGAGGUCGACCGGAAUCUCGACUCGAUGGGCUAAAGAUCGGCGAAGUUCUCAAGCUCAGGCAACUCGAAGAGCGGAAUCGGAUCGCCAGUCUCCGAGCGUUGGUAGCGUUCAUCGGAGGUGGCGCCGAGUUCCCCGAAAGUUGGAUUGAGGAGGGAGCACAGGGCCAAACGCUUACCACGAUGAUCGGGAAGGCAUGGGUGGAUGUGGAUGGGAAUGGUCUCGAACGUGGUUUGAAGAAGCUUUUGGGGAAGAGAGGGGCUUCCGAGGUGUUCCCUCGAGGUUGGAAGGCGGAUAUGGAUGAUCAUACCAAACUGGUCGUCUUUUCCAAGUCAUACUGCCCUUACUCGCGACACUUGAGACGAAUCCUGGACGAUUACAACAUCACCCCUUCGCCCUACUAUAUCCAGGUCGACCGACGAGAAGACGGUCCGAUCAUUCAAGCUUUGCUACAAGAAUUCACAUCCCGCUCUACCAUCCCUACCGUACUCCUCAAUUCGCAUUCCAUCGGAGGAUCCGACGAAUUACAACUCGCCGCCGCCGAGGGAAGCAUGGCCCGCAUCUUUACCCGAGAAGGCCUGCGCGUGACGAAGAAGUAUGAAUGA
Molecule: messenger RNA, 1638 nt
Organism: Filobasidium floriforme
Lineage: Eukaryota; Fungi; Basidiomycota; Tremellomycetes; Filobasidiales; Filobasidiaceae
Exons: 2
Coding region: 1-1638 (545 amino acids)
Biological process (GO): cellular response to oxidative stress
Cellular component (GO): cytoplasm; cis-Golgi network; Golgi lumen
Molecular function (GO): glutathione disulfide oxidoreductase activity
Source: RefSeq, a predicted model, not a curated record